AUGGAUCCGCAGGCGUGGAACCAACGCCGCGAGCGGCCGCGCUCCGAUUUGUCUGGCGUGGAUUCGAUCAUGAAUGCGUACGUAGAGCGCUCAGACACUCCCGUGACGUACAUGAUGAUGGGGGAAGCUUUGGAAGACGCAAUUAACGUGCGCGAACCGAGACCGAUGACGUCCCCUGCGCAGGAGCAGCAACAGCAGCUAAAACCACCACAAGUGCCGCAUAAACAAACGAGACUCUUAGACGCACCCACAAUAGAGCGCACAGAUCGACCCUAUUCGCCUCUGGUGUCGCAAGACAUCGAGACAUUCGAGCCUGUGACCCGUUCCUUGUCAAUGAAUCAUACGAAUCUGAACUUGCUUCGUCAAUCUGAAAGUACGACGUCUGGCGUGAACUUAUUUCGAAGUUCUGGUAAUACAGAGUCAGCGUAUGAUGAUACGUUCUCUUAUGUUUUGUCAAAGUCUGAUUGUUCCAUCAAGGAUGAUCAGGACGACGGAUAUAUCGAUUCAGUCAUUGAUAACAAAACAUCGCGUCCAGCAAGUACUGCUUCAGCUUCUUCCUCGGAUCAAGACCACAUCAUAAGUCAGUACAUCGAUUCACCCAAGCCAUCCCUCGUGCGCCGGCGCCCGACAGAGCCAUCGACACCCACCUACGACCGGCAAGGUCUGCGGCGACAGCGUCUUCUCAGUCGCGCACGCGAUAGAGAUGCCGACAGGGACAGCCUAAGUUCAUUUGGUAACCAUUCAGGAUUUGAUUCAGACGAAUCGCUCGCAAAGCGAAGUGGUUCAGCGCGCUCUACCCGUAUACUGCCAGUGCCGGACAUGUAUGCAGGCACUGCUGCUGACCGUUCCGUGGUCUCGUUAGCUGACCAGUCUAGUGACCAGCUUCUGAUGCAAAAUGACUACAACUCACUCACACUCGCCGAUGCCGCACGCGUCGAUGAACUCAUGGAAGCUGAUCGUGAGUGGGAUGAAAAGACGCCGAAGCUGCAUCAGACGUUUUCGAUGCGAGGAUGUGUGAAUAUGACGAUGCUUAUCCUGCUUCUUUUGAGCACUUUGAUGUUGUUUCUCGGAUAUCCUGUGUUGCAUGCUUAUACUGAGCACAGACACAACGAAGCUCGACAGACGCCAGUGGACACAAACCUAGAAGCGAUUUCUGCACUACCAAGGUCUCGAAUUGAUCCUUCUACACCGCACGAUGCACUGACCCGCCAGAACACAUAUAACAACAAAACGAUGCGACUCGUCUUUAGUGACGAGUUCGAAACGCCUGGUCGGAGUUUCUAUGCUGGUGAAGAUCCAUUCUGGGAAGCCGAGAGCUUGCACUACUGGCAGACAAAGAACUACGAAUGGUACCAUCCAUCGGCGAUCACAACUGUGAAUGGCAGUCUUAUGAUCAAGUUGUCGCAAUAUGCUAUGGAAGGGCUCAAUUUUCGUGGUGGGCUCUUAACAUCAUGGAACAAGUUCUGCUUUACAGGCGGCUUCGUCGAAACGAAACUGAAAUUGCCCGGCCGCAACAACGUGUCAGGACUUUGGCCAGCUGUGUGGGCGAUGGGCAACUUGGGUCGAGCUGGGUACGGUGCUUCUACCUAUGGAUUAUGGCCAUACUCGUACGAUGUAUGUGAUGUUGGCACUCUUCCGAAUCAAACGUACUUGGCGAGCCAGGGCGGAGGUCCUCUCGCUGCGGAAACAACAGGGCGUUAUGUGGAAGACUUUGGCCCCGGACUUAGCUAUUCACCAGGCCAACGUCUGAGCAGAUGUACUUGUCUCGACAGCGACGACCAUCCAGGGCCGCGGCAUGAAGAUGGGACUUGGGUCGGCCGCUCAGCUCCAGAAAUUGACUUGAUUGAGGCACUGGGCAACAAUGGGCCUGAAGAGCAUGGUCAGACGUCCAUGUCGCUCCAGAUAGCACCGUUUGAUGCCGCAUACAACGUGUCAGAUCCAAGUGGUCUUCAUGCAACUUCCAGCGACAAGCAUGGGGCCAUCAUCAACGAUUACACCGGUGCCGUAUUCCAACAAGCAGUCUCGGCGAAAGUCAACACGUCCGACGGCGCAUACACUAUGACGGAGAAUGAGUGGGAUACCUACGCGUUUGAAUACAACCCAGGUGUUGAGGAUGACUCCUAUAUCAGGUGGUUUAUGUCUGGCGACCAAGUGUUUCAGAUUGACGCCAAGGCGCUAGGGCCAAACAACAAAACAGAAAUUGGUGCACGUCAGAUUCCUGUGGAACCGAUGUACUUGAUCAUGAAUUUGGGCAUUUCAGCGUCCUUCAGCUGGAUCAACUGGGACGAGAUCAUGAGGGGCUGGCAGGAGGACAGCAAUAAUUAUGCGAUGUAUGUGGACUAUAUUCGAGUAUACCAAAACGAAGACGAAAUCAGUGAAGACAGCCUGUCGUGCAGUCCAAGCAAGUACCCAACUUUCGAAUACAUUGAACGACACAAGGAAGUAUAUACCAAUCCGCACCUGACAACAUGGACCGAGCCACCCGAAAAAGGUGGCUACAACCACUCAUUCCCCGGUAAUGUCAUGCUGGGACAAUGCACAUAG
Messenger RNA from Malassezia globosa CBS 7966, 2544 nucleotides. RefSeq lists its product as uncharacterized. Gene Ontology annotation, molecular function: glucosidase activity. Gene Ontology annotation, cellular component: endoplasmic reticulum membrane; plasma membrane. The coding region runs from base 1 to 2544 and encodes 847 amino acids. The record is from RefSeq and is a predicted model, not a curated record. Gene Ontology annotation, biological process: (1->6)-beta-D-glucan biosynthetic process; fungal-type cell wall organization. The transcript has a single exon. Lineage: Eukaryota; Fungi; Basidiomycota; Malasseziomycetes; Malasseziales; Malasseziaceae.